AUGUCCAACCCAGUCGUUCCAACCAACUCUAUCUUCAAGGAGGAUAUCCUCAAGGGCAAGGUUGCCUUUGUCACCGGUGGUGGAUCGGGUAUCUGCAAGGGCAUGGCCGAGGCAUUAGCCCGCCAUGGUGCCAAAGUGACCAUUGUCAGCAGAACCCUCUCAAAGCUCGAGGCCGCCGCCAAAGAAAUGCGCGCCUCGACUGGCGGCGAGUUCUUUGCAGUCGCUGCCGAUGUCCGUGACCCCAAGCAGGUCCAGGCUGCAGUUGAAAAGCACAUUGCCCACUACGGCCGCCUUGAUAUUCUGGUGAACGGUGCUGCUGGCAACUUCCUCUCGCUCUCACAGCACCUCUCCUUCAACGCCUUCCGUUCCGUCAUUGAGAUCGAUCUCAUCGGAACCUUCAACACCACUAAAUGCUGCUUCCCGUACUUGAAGGCCUCCAAAGGAAACAUCAUCAACGUCUCCGCGACUUUGCACUACAAUGGCCAGGUUUUCCAGUCCCAUGCCUCUGCCGCCAAGGCCGGUGUGGAUGCUCUGUCACUCGUUUGGGCCAAUGAAUGGGGUCCCCUUGGAAUCCGCUCCAACUGCAUUGCUCCUGGCCCGAUUGCCAACACUGUCGGCAUGUCAAAGUUGGCACCGGAUGCAGAGGCUGUCCGCGUGCCCAUCGGUCGAAUGGGCGAGGUCCGCGAUAUUGAACACGCAACCCUGUACCUAGCCUCCGAGGCCGGUUCAUAUGUCACUGGUCAAGUCCUGGUUGUUGAUGGUGGUAACUGGUUGCAGCCUGGAUUGGCUGCUGGAUACCCAGACAUUUGCCAGCAGGAACUCGACAUUCGCUCCAUCAUGGAGCCCGAGAGCGGCAAGAAGGCUAAGCUGUAA
Gamsiella multidivaricata is the source of this 873-nucleotide messenger RNA. RefSeq lists its product as uncharacterized. The transcript has 3 exons. The coding region runs from base 1 to 873 and encodes 290 amino acids. Gene Ontology annotation, molecular function: 2,4-dienoyl-CoA reductase (NADPH) activity. Lineage: Eukaryota; Fungi; Mortierellomycota; Mortierellomycetes; Mortierellales; Mortierellaceae. The record is from RefSeq and is a predicted model, not a curated record. Gene Ontology annotation, biological process: fatty acid catabolic process.